AUGACUAAGCAAGUGUUCCUUGUUGUUCUAGCUGUCCAGGUCCUGACAGACGUCAGGAAGCAAUUUGUGGAAUCAGUGGACAAGAGUGUAAUCAAUGGCCUCUUGGAUGACAUGAUUCAAGAAAAAGUGCUGAACCAGGAAGAAAUAGAGGAAGUGAUGAAUGAACAUUUGACAAUCAUGAGUAGAGCCCGGGUUCUGAUUGAUUAUAUCAUUCGGAAGGGCUCUAGGGCAUGCAAGUCUUUUAUCUCACACAUCUGGCGUAGAGACCCCUAUCUUGCAGAAAAACUGCAACUAAUUCACCUAAGUAAGAAUGGGUGUUAA
Trichosurus vulpecula (common brushtail) is the source of this 321-nucleotide messenger RNA. It is a transcript of the gene CARD16, whose product is annotated as caspase recruitment domain family member 16. Bases 1 to 321 code for a protein of 106 amino acids. Gene Ontology annotation, biological process: regulation of apoptotic process; proteolysis. The transcript has a single exon. The record is from RefSeq and is a predicted model, not a curated record. Gene Ontology annotation, cellular component: protein-containing complex. Gene Ontology annotation, molecular function: cysteine-type endopeptidase activity; caspase binding. NCBI's taxonomy places the organism in Eukaryota, Metazoa, Chordata, Mammalia, Diprotodontia, Phalangeridae.